Suillus plorans is the source of this 2734-nucleotide messenger RNA. RefSeq lists its product as uncharacterized. The transcript is spliced from 8 exons. Gene Ontology annotation, molecular function: protein binding. The record is from RefSeq and is a predicted model, not a curated record. NCBI's taxonomy places the organism in Eukaryota, Fungi, Basidiomycota, Agaricomycetes, Boletales, Suillaceae. The coding region runs from base 6 to 2654 and encodes 882 amino acids.
CUCAUAUGUCACAAUUCGAAUGUUUCUUGCAGAUUAUCGCCAUCACAACGGCCCGCGAUGCAUGUAUAGAUGGAGACUUAUCUACUGCCGAAGGUCUACUCACGCAAGAUAUCAGCACCAAUGUGAACAGCCACACUUCCUACGCCCACCGCUCAUUUGUGUUGGCCCGACAAAACGACUGGGACAACGCCCUUCAGGAUGCAGGCAUUGCCCUCUGUGGAAAAGGCCGUAUCCCGGAUGCAAGGGCAGCAUUUGAUGUUGCAUCAAUGUACACUGACCAAGAUCCAAAAAUCCUCCACUUCCUGCUCUUGAUCAAGGUCAUUACCCUCUUCAAUGCAGAUCAAUAUCAUGAGGCAGAUUUACUCCUCAAUGAACUUACUACCGGUUGUCUGAAUGUUGAUAUUCUCGGGUGUUGUGUCGUGCAAGCAUAUCUGCGUGUUCGACUCGGAAUCAAAGCCUUGGAUGGCGCACGUCACGAAGAAGCCGCUGACCAUUUUACCGCCGUUCUCAACUCGAGUGCUCUCUCAUCGAAUUCACCCAUUCAUUUUAUCUAUGAGGACUUGGUGGUGCUCUUUGGCUGGGAUCUCAAAUCAUUGUGGCUCACUGCACACCAGAAACGUUGUCAUGCACUCUUCCGGGCAGGUAAACUCCAAGAUGCUGUCAAAUCAUACCGAUACAUGAUGGACAACAUCGAUGAAACAACGAAGGCCAGCUGCGUUGAAUGGUCCAACGCUUUCAAACAAGAAUGCAGCGCCCUCCUUCUUGUCGAUAGAGAUACUGCCCGCUUGAAUUCUGGAUCUGAUGCCGUCUUUGUAAAGCGCUGCAAGGCAAGGUUGGGACAAACGCUAUGGACGGAAGCACUUCUUGAUGCGCAAAAGGUCAUCCAACUGAACCCUUCAUCUCAUAUUGGAUACGAGUUGGAGCAUGCAGCGUUUCAUGGCGCACAACGUUAUGACGAAGCUAUUGCGGCCUUCAAAGCGAUGCUCUCGAAAUUAAGUAAUGCUCCUGACACUGAGACACGAAAGUUGCGCCAGCAGUAUCUCAACCCAUCCAAAGUGGACUGUGCUAUUCAAAAGGUCAUCAAUGCUCAACUUGACAAUGCUCCACUGCGUGUACUCGACACCGCCACCGGUCUCUUAUGCGAUCGAGAGACACAGAUACGCACCUUCAAAACGAGCAUAGAGUAUAAGGAGCUUGUAUCAUCAACAAUCAUGCAUCCAGAUAUACAAAUGAAGCGCAUCGAAGAAGUGGUGAUGACAUACUUCCAAUAUGCCAUGCUAUCGCACAGGUGGGAAGGCGAGGAGCCACUGCUGAAAGAUAUCCAGGGAAAGGUCGUCUAUAAGUUGAAUCCAAUUGGCGGCAUCAAGAAGUUGCAGUCUUUCUGCAAAACUGCUCGUGAUUUGGGGUAUCGCUGGGCAUGGAGUGACACGUGCUGUAUUGACAAGAACAUCGAUGUUGAGCUUCAAGCAUCGCUCAAGUCCAUGUUUGCCUGGUAUCACCACUCCGCGCUCACAGUCGUAUACCUUUCGGAUGUUCCGCUUUUGUCAAAGUCGCUGGCAACGAGCGCUUGGAACACCCGCGGAUGGACGGUGCAAGAAUUCCUCGCUCCCAAAGCCAUUCUCUUCUAUCAGAAUGAUUGGACUCCUUAUCUCGACGAUCGCACUCCCAAUCACAAGGAUUCCGUCGCGAUCAUGCAAGAGUUAGAGAAUGCGACGGGCAUAGAUCAACAAACCAUCGUGGCCUUCUGUCCCGGGAUGAGAGACGCCCGAGCGAAACUUCAGUGGGCGUCGACACGUACUACCACGCUGCAAGAAGACGUCGCAUACUCAUUAUUCGGCGUCUUUGGCGUCCGCCUGCAUGUUGAUUAUACCGAGAAGAAGCAGAACGCGCUUGGGCGGCUCCUGCAGGAAAUCAUAGCUCAGUCUGGCGAUAUUACUGCCCUGGACUGGGUCGGAAAGUCAUCAGAGUUCAACAGCUGUCUACCAGCCGACAUCACUUCAUACGAGGCUCCCUCAUCCAAGCUGUCAUCUCCAUCCGAAAAUGAGAUUCAGUCAUCGGUCUCUUUACUGCGAGGUGUUGUGGCUUUACAGUCGGCUUCACAACUAUAUCAGACGCUUGACUGCCUGAGCGCCCCCCGCUUCGCACACCGCCGGUUGCAUCUGCCCUGCAUUGUGUUCCCGGUCACAGAGGUCAGGCGGAGGCCACGCCGUGACCAGGAUACAUAUACGUAUGAAGUCAAGUCAGACGGGCUUCGCAACCUGCAGAUCACCACAGAGCACAAGUUUACCCCGUUCUCACCGGCAAGGCCGCCGCUCGCCUGGCAGACGAUCUUGCUCGUUCGUCCAUGGAGUCGACAUCUCCUCGAGCUGCACGACACUGCCGACAAUACAUCGAGCGUGGACAAUUGGACCGUGUCCGAGUUUUCGUUGCACGAUUCACCUGCUGCACAAAUUGGGGCGAUUUAUCCAGAUCCUGACUCGCGAGUAUUGCGGUUGAUUGUCAACCUUGGACAGCCGUUUAGUGCAUUUUUGCUAGCGCGACAGCGCGAUGGAGAAUUCAAGAGGAUUGCAUCCGAUUAUGAUAUCAUUGCACAAGUUAAAGACAUGACUUCUAUUAGCUACUUAAUGGACAUCAGAAUACUAGAGAUAGUGUAGCUGUAUGCAUCAAUCCUUUCCGCCGCCUCACACGUAUUCCUGGAGAGCGUUUAUUAUCACGCCACCUCCCUGUUUCUGAC